AUGACUGGCGAGAAUGAACAACUGCUAUCUAGGGAAGACAAACCACGUCAACAUGGAUCUUUACGUCAAUUCUCAAGACAUGUAGACCAGAGGGGUCCUGAUACCUGCACCGAAACACAUGAGCUUCAGCAAUGGAGAUCGACAAAAAAGAACACAAAGGUCCAUGAAACCCACAUACUUCUGGAACCAGAAACAGAAGAUGUAGGGCUUAUCUUACCUCCAGCAGAAGAGUACGACGUCAACAAGCCUCAACGGGAAGAUGAUUAUGAGGUUGCCAGUAUCAACACAGAGCAAAACAACACAACUGACCACAACCACAACCACGACUUCAAUGCCUCUACUCGUCUUCAGUGCAUUGUUGGCAUCACCAUAGGAGGUCUUCUCGCCCUCGCAUGUAUCGUGUCUGGCAUUUACAUCCUUGCAACACAAAAGGAAAAGAUCGCUUUACACGUUGAACUUGAUACAAUGGCAAGAGAAGUCCUGUCUCUUGUCUUCAAUAUUAUCCUCACGUUCUGCAUUGACAGUAUGGCUUUCGUCCAUUCCCUCUCAUUGAGAUGGGCCCUUUAUAGCGAACAUCGAUUGGAGUUUAACACAAACCUUCGCCUUUUCACCAGCUCGACCAAGAGCGGCCCCAAUCGGUGGUACGCCAACAUCUUGAGCAUGAUCUGUUUGAUUCUCUGCUACGGAGCUUCCAGUUACUUGGUACUUCCCGACGACAAGAACGAGGUACUCAUCAACGGCUUCGCUCUCUUGACACUAGGUCUGGCUCUUCUGGGACACGCAGCACUUUCGACAUGGUGCCUAUGGACCCGCUCCGGUUCUAUAUUGAACUGGAGUUCUAAUACGUUGAGCAAUUGUCUGUCCGCUGUGCAAAACGGGAUGCUUCAGCGGCGCAAUGGGAGGUGUAUGCGACCUGUGCAUGAUCGGAACCCUCCAUUGCAACUUGGUGCAGAUAUCGAUACGCAGCCAAUUUGUCCUCGGCAGAGGCAAGAGAAAAUGUACACGCUGAGCAGGCGUGUAAGGAGAAUUAUUUGGCUGCUCUGGGCGCUGGUAAUACUGGCUAUUGGGUGGAUGUUUACCAUCUUGGGGCUAGACCUGGCAUAUGCAGCCGAUAGUGGUUUGCAUUGUUCACCUAGCACAGACUCACUAAGAUGGGAGAUCGUAGGUCCAGGUAGUUGCUUCAGCAAUAUGGCGAGCCUCUCCAUGUCCCCGUCUUCCCAAAGUCCUGAAGGGUACAACAAAUACCCGCUCCUCCAAGUCUUUCUGGGGCUGCUGUUCAUCAGUGCAGUCCAAGCAGCCCAGUCCAUUGCUCUACAUUGUACCGAGCUGCUUGUUAACAUUUCACGAGAUGAGACUAUGUGGAGGAAUGCGUAUAGCAAUAGGAGCAGGAGCAGGAAAGAGCCCAAGGGGGCCUUACUUGUAAGCGACUCACUGAAGAACGCAAUAAGCAGCUGGGAAUUCAUCAUCCUGAGCCUUUUCAAAUCUCUUCUGCACUGGAGUGUUGGUCAAGCUGUACAGCCGAGCUUCUACAUAGAUUUCCCAGAGGACAUUGCGACCCUAGAUCCAGCUUUGUUGAAAGGGGAAAUGACUGUGGUAGGGGUUAUCUUUUAUAUGGUUUAUACUCGGCUACUUCUUUAUGCCGUCCUUGCUAUACUAGUGGCUUCUUUUGCUACUUUUCUAGCAAUGAGAAAGAGAUCGGGACCUCAACCUGCUACUAUGGGCCACUUGCAAACUAUUGCAGACCUAGUUGACGAUUGGACUCCAAGUGAGAACAGACGUAUUUACUGGGGAGAUAAAGGGGAAAGCUCAACAAGUGCAGUCCGCCAUGCAGGAACAACCUGCAAACCUGAGACUUUAGGCCAGAUCAAGAGGACGGUAGCCUGUUUAAAUUCCAUAGCUAGUAAGGGAAACACAAAUCUCUAA
Molecule: messenger RNA, 1923 nt
Organism: Fusarium graminearum PH-1
Lineage: Eukaryota; Fungi; Ascomycota; Sordariomycetes; Hypocreales; Nectriaceae
Exons: 3
Coding region: 1-1923 (640 amino acids)
Source: RefSeq, a predicted model, not a curated record